Messenger RNA from Cicer arietinum (chickpea), 2113 nucleotides. Lineage: Eukaryota; Viridiplantae; Streptophyta; Magnoliopsida; Fabales; Fabaceae. The record is from RefSeq and is a predicted model, not a curated record.
UUAAAUAAAAAGCAAACUGAAAAAAAGACUAGUUCUCUUUCCGAAGAACAACCUGUUCCAAUAACAAAACAUGCAAACGAGAGAGUCACAAAGAUCUUUCUCUGUUCACUAGAAAAAAUAAACUCAGUUUUUUCUCUUCUUUUAUUUGUUCCUGUUUUCUGGGACGUGUUCUUAUCUUAUCUUUAUUCAAGGGUUUCUUGAAAUUUUUUGUGGGGUUAUUCUUAUUGGAGCUGGGUGUAAUUGAACUGGAAGAUGAGAAUCACUAUUCGUUCUCUACGCCAAUUGGGUCAAACUUUUCAUAGGCAAAGUAGUGUUGUUAAGAUCAAUAAUCUUGUUGCAGAAAUACCAUGUUGCUUUGAAAACAAUUGUCAAAUUCAUAGUUCAGCUUAUAAAGUUCCUGAUCAUGCUGAACCCAAUUUAUUAAAGAUUCAUCCAUUUAUUACAACAUCCACAAGAUCUGUUUCAGCUGAUGCUGUUAAGCUCACAAAUGGAGAAACUACCAGAAGCGGCCCUCUUGUCGAGUACGAACGAAGAAUUGCUAAUGGUGAUUUGGUAGAUGGUGAUAGUUGCCAGGUAGAGACAGUGACUGAACUUCAGAGACUCUAUGAUGAGCUAGUUGAGUAUGUCGAUGAAUGCCAAUUGGAUCGCAAUUCCGAAAAACCUGUAAGACACGGGUGGCUAUGGUCUCGUCUCUUGUCACAUCCUUCUCAUUCUCCUGUAAAAGGUUUAUAUCUUUAUGGAGGAGUAGGCACUGGUAAAACUAUGCUGAUGGAUCUGUUUUUUGAUCAAUUGCCCUCUAAUUGGAAGAGAAAGAGGAUUCAUUUCCACGAUUUCAUGUUGAACGUACACAGCCUAUUACAAAAGCACAAGGGGUUGUCAGAUCCACUGGAUGUUGUUGCAGGAGAGAUUUCUGAAGAAGCAGUUUUAUUAUGUCUUGAUGAAUUCAUGGUAACAGACGUUGCCGAUGCAUUGAUACUAAAUCGAUUGUUCAGACAUCUGUUCAGCAAAGGCAUUAUUCUAGUAUCAACUUCGAACCGUGCUCCAGAUAAUCUAUACGAGGGCGGACUGCAGAGGGAUCUCUUUCUUCCCUUCAUUGCAACAUUGAAGGAAAGAUGCGUAGCACAUGAGAUUGGUUCAUCAACUGACUAUCGCAAAAUGACUUCGGGUGGGCAAGGAUUCUAUUUGGUUGGCAGAGAUUCUUCUGGCUUUCUUAAGAAAAAGUUUCAACAGUUGAUUGGCGAAGUCACGGCUACUCCCCAAGAAGUUGAAGUAGUAAUGGGAAGGACACUGCAAGUCCGGUUGGGAGCUAAUGGAUGCGCCUAUUUUCAGUUUGAGGAACUGUGUGACAAACCUCUUGGAGCUGCAGACUAUUUUGGAUUAUUCAGUAAGCCAUAUACAUUUAAACGAAUUUUCUCAUGCAUAUAUAUAUAUAUAUAUAUGUGUGUCCUUCAUGGUUUUUGGUUUUUCGCAGAGAAAUUUCAUACUUUAGCACUCGAAGGCAUCCCGAUUUUCGGGCUUAGCAAUAAAGCAGCUGCACAUAGGUUUGUCACUUUGGUUGAUGUGAUAUAUGAGAACAAGGCCAGAUUAUUGUGUUCAGCUGAUGGGAGCCCUAUGGAUCUCUUCCAAAAAAUAGUAACAGUAUCUGAGGCUAAACAAAUGGCACCUAGGACCUCUUCGAGAUCGAGGAAAAAUGAUGAUUCCGACCUUUGCGUUGACAAUGAACUCGGGUUUGCAAAAGACCGCACCAUUAGUAGGCUGACAGAGAUUAACAGCAGAGAAUACUUGGAGCAUCAUGCAGCCAUAUUAGCAGAAAAGAAAGAAAGAGUGGAUCAGAAUGUACGUGAAGCUUGAAGUGAUGAUAGGGUUCAAAACCUGUAACAGUUUUAUUACACUACCAUUGUUGUAGCAUACAUAGGAAGUUAAUAAUGAAUGAUUGUAUCACAAACAAUAAUUUUAAAUAAUUAGAUUUGGCACUUGCACAGAGAGAAGUGUUAUAUCAGAGUUAUAUCAGAGUUAUUGGGAUUAUUAUUGCCCAAAAAUAAUGUACAAUUGAGUGAUGUAUACAAAUUCAAUUCAUAUGGAGUUUAAGUCUUGCUAACUACUUAUUGAUUAA